This is a messenger RNA of Necator americanus (New World hookworm), 3165 nucleotides long. RefSeq lists its product as uncharacterized. NCBI's taxonomy places the organism in Eukaryota, Metazoa, Nematoda, Chromadorea, Rhabditida, Ancylostomatidae. Gene Ontology annotation, biological process: RNA processing; spliceosomal snRNP assembly. Gene Ontology annotation, cellular component: spliceosomal tri-snRNP complex; U5 snRNP; U1 snRNP. Gene Ontology annotation, molecular function: RNA binding. The record is from RefSeq and is a predicted model, not a curated record. Bases 1 to 3165 code for a protein of 1054 amino acids. The transcript is spliced from 38 exons.
AUGACUUCAGUCGGUGUACCAAUCAAGAUCUUGCACGAAGCAGAAGGACAUGUGGUGACCCUUGAAACAGUAACUGGCGAAGUAUACCGUGGUAAAUUGCUUGAGGCAGAGGAUAACAUGAACUGUCAAAUGGCUGAAGUGUGUGUUACUUUCCGAGAUGGGCGAACACAUCAGCUGGAUAAUGUUUUUGUUAGAGGAAAUAAGAUUCGGUUCAUGAUCCUACCAGAUAUGCUUAAAAACGCUCCUAUGUUCAAGAAUAUUGGUCGUGCACAAAAGGGAGCCAUUGGUAUGGGUAUGGGAGGAGAUCCCAGAGGAGGUCGCGGUGGUCGAGGAACGUCGUUCCGAGCGAGAGGUGCAGCAAUGGCCCGUGGUGGAGUACGCGGAGCAGUCCGUGGAGGUCCUGGCGGCUUCCGAGGGAAUAGGAUCGGAGAUUUUGAAACGAGAUUAGUUAUUGCUGUUGCUGAUGAAUACCAUACGGUAAUGUCAGCGUUCAACAUCAAACGACAUCAAUUCUUGACUUAUCAAGCGGCCGCACUCUACGCCAUCGUUUUUAUUUUUGUGUUCGUCAAACUCGGCAGUGUUGAGGCGGAGCUUGAAGAGAAUUCUGCGUACGAUCUGGCAACUCACUGCUACCACAAGUACUGGAAGUACUUCAACCUUGAGAAUUUUCUCGAUUUACUGCCGUUCAUAGCAGAACGAUGUGCACCAUCACCUAGCGUUAUGGACGUCUAUCGUUUUGGUGACGAAGAUGAUUGGCGGUACAGUAUGAUUCCAAAGGCAGCUCCGCCACAAAAGAAAUGCUAUGCAUUCGUAUUCGUCGGCUUCUCACAUGGACUUGCAGUUGAACUCCAGAUUAAACGGAGCCUACUCUUUAAUUGUGACAUGAUGGGCGUUCAUCCAGCUGCCAGCGACACUGCACACGACUUCGCACUUAAUAUCGGAGAAUUUGAACAAGCACGAGUGCAGUCCUGGAAUGGUAUGAGCUCUAGGAGUCUCGCCACCAUAGUGGCUAACAACGUGGAUUAUGCGCGAAACAGCCAACAUAUAAUUGCCGAACAUGUGUUUGUCACGGAAAUCGACGAUAUUUAUGAGCUUCUUCCACGAAUGCUCGAAGAAGUUGGCUAUUCAAGAUAUAUCGUUUCUUGUCAGCUUACGAUCGACAUUCCUCGCCCGGAUGCUCGACAAAUUCAGUUGUUUAUUUCUUUCAUUCAGCAGAUUAUCACUGAGGAACAUUACACUAUUUUGUCUGUCCUUGAUAUACGGAAUGUUAUGAGGAUACAUAUGUUUAACCAUCACCACAACGUUUGCAUCAAGCGAUAUGGAAGCUGGUUACGGUUUACUUUCGAUCAUGUGUCACAAGUCUCCGAAGCGGGCGAAUUUUCCUGCAGGGUACAUUCUGGUUAUCAAAAUCGAGCGCAACUUUGGCUUAGUUUUCAUGCGGUUGUGAACGAAUGUACAACAAGGAAACAUUUGGUUCUUCAUCGAUAUCACAACAAGAAAUUUGACAUCGAUCAUGUCAAAACUGCUAUCCAUGCUGGAAACUGUACGAUCGCAUUCUAUGGGUUGAGUGAAUCGCUGUCGGCUGAGUUGUCGUUAUGUCAAGAAGAACAAAACUGUCAGCUAUAUGGGAUAGAUUCCAAUAAAAAUCAAGAAAUCGACUUUAAAAAGAUAGGCAAAUUUUUUGAAGCUAAGUCGAAUGAUGUAGAUAUGGCAGAUAAGACACACACGUCUGAAAGAAGAAAAAGAGAAGAAAUUAUUCUGAAUGAUGAAAGGUCAGGAUUCAGAAAGGUGCCAAACUCCAUCGAAGAAGAUGAAAAGUUCACAAAGAAGCACAAUAAAGAAGAGAAUUUGGACCGGAUUAGGGAUUCUAAGAAGAAUCUCAAAACAAUAACAGAUUUGAGACGGCAUAAAGAGGUGUCAGAGUUGAAGGCUAGUGUUGGUCUGGAUGUCCCUCAUUCACGGCAAAACGAUAAGGAAGUCCAUAGAGAUGCUGCUCAUCCUUCUGUUAUUUCAUUACAGAAACACAAUGAGCCGCCACAAAAUAUGGACAAGAAAGGAAAGCACAUCAAUAAUGUAACCGUUAUUUGGGAUGAUCAGUCUGAUGAGCAAAAUGGAAAGAAAAAAGAUCGGAAACUAGCAAAAGAAGUCGGGGAGACAAAAGAAGUAGAACAAUCGUCAAAUGUGGAGGACAAAGUUGACAAAAGAGCCGACUAUCUCAAGAAGUAUAACGCAGGUCCCAACAGCGCCGAAGAGAAAGCAGAAAAGAAAGAAGAUGCGAAGGAUUCAGAACAAACUUUGGAAAAGAAACGAGAAAAAGGACCAGAAGAAAGAAAAGAAACAACAGUAACUGGUGAUGAAAAAUCGGAAGAUCUCACAAAUAAUAACCCAGGGAACCGUGCAGAAUCAAAAAAUGUAAUGGGCAAAGUUGACAAAAGAGCCGACUACCUCAUCAAAUACAACAGGGGUCCCAGUAGUGAUGAAAUUAUAUUGGACAGGAAAAAAGAAUUAAAAAAGGCUGAACAAUUACUGGAGCAAAAACGUGAACGAGCAUCGAAAAAAAUAGAAGAAACUAUGGAAAUGACUAGUACUCCAACAGAAGAUUUCGCCACCAAAAAGCCAGGGAACUCCGUGCCCACUAAAUCUCUCGACAAAGAUCAUCAAAAAUCCGCAAACGGUUCGGACGCAUUAGAGUCUACGACUAUCUCGUUUGACAAGGAAACAUUUGGAGUUAACAAUGAUGAUGAUAAAAUGAUUGAAGAUGAUCAAGAUUACGUGAUGCAAACGACAUUAUCUACAGAUGUACACGAGAUACCGAAGGAAAUCUUGAGCGUUGAUCUGGAGACGUUCAUUCUUAAGAACGUACGGAAACGGCUGAUUUACCAACUAUCGAUUAACGUCGCUAAUGGAUUCUACAUUCUAGAAGAAUUAGCCAAGAAAGUGCUGAAAAGUAUUGAUAUCUGUCAGAUUAAUAUCAUCUUAUUGAGGCCGUCAAAUAAAAAUUUGGAACAGUUCGCCUUAUUUCACAAACACAUUAUGGAAAAUACUGGUUUGCUACCGUUAAUUGCGGAAGAAAAGAAUGAGAACAUAAGGAUUUACCUCCUCAACACUUCUUCGUGGAAAUGCCUCGAGCUGUACUCUUACAAUGGUGUUAAGCCUAAAAGUUGA